Molecule: messenger RNA, 998 nt
Organism: Priapulus caudatus
Lineage: Eukaryota; Metazoa; Priapulida; Priapulimorpha; Priapulimorphida; Priapulidae
Product: arginyl-tRNA--protein transferase 1-like
Exons: 6
Coding region: 57-872 (271 amino acids)
Biological process (GO): protein arginylation
Cellular component (GO): cytoplasm
Molecular function (GO): arginyl-tRNA--protein transferase activity
Source: RefSeq, a predicted model, not a curated record
AGCUGUCUACGCGGCGACCGCAGCAGAAAACCAUAGAGGCCUAUAUCAACGCCCCGAUGGCCGACCCGCCCGCGCACACGCUAGAGCUGGUCUUGUUCGUCGUGUCGGCGGGCGACGAGGAAGGCCGGGAGUUUCGCGACACGUACUCCGCCUCGCACGCAGUCUACAGCCGCUACCAGGUGGCGGUGCACGGCGAUGCGCCGCACAAGGUCGACGCCAAGCAGCACCGGCGCUUCCUGGUGGACUCGCCGCUGCAGGAGGAGGCGGGGCGUGGAUCCUACCACCAGCAGUACUGGCUGGACGGACGACUCAUCGCGGUCGGAGUGCUGGACCUUCUCCCUCGCUACGUCUCCUCCGUCUACUUGUACUACGACCCGGACUACAGCUUCCUCUCUCUCGGCACCUACGCCGCGCUCAGAGAGGUGGCGCUGACACGGCAACUGAUGCGGGAGGACCCGCGCAUGCGUUACUAUGGCAUGGGCUUCUACAUACAAUCGUGUCCGAAGAUGCGCUACAAGGGCAACGUGCGACCGGCGCAGCUGCUGUGCCCACAGGCGUACACGUGGAACCCGCUCGCAGCCAGCGUACCGAAGCUAGACGCGAACAAGUACAGCCGGCUGGACGAUAGUGACUGCGAGGACGCUCACGGCCAGGUGGCGCUGGCGUCGGUCGGCGUUCUCUACAAGCGAACGGCCAUGCGCUACGCCACCUACGCCGUCUACAGCGGGGGCGCCACCGAUGCCUCGGAGGUGAGCGAGUACGCGCGAUUGGUCGGUCGGCCGUGCGCCGCCAGCAUGCUGCUGUACCGGUCCGACGCCGCCGCCACCAGGGGGAGCCACGACGAGGAGGAUGACGACAGCUCGGACGACUGAGCCGGACGGCGCCACCUGGGAGCCGCGUGCAGAAGCUGUGAUUUCGACCCGCAUUUGUUUUUUGUCAUUAACGGCAGCAGCGAUGGCGAUCUCAUAUAUAUAUAUACUCGUGCAUAUAAAUUAUAU